AUGAGUGCGAAACACGAGGAAGAGGAGGGCAAAAAGAUCAAGGUUCAAAUUCGCGAAAAGGAUUUGUUAUGUAUAAAUGGAUGUGGGUUUUAUGGCACACCGCAAUGGGAAAAUCGAUGUUCGAAGUGUUGGCGAGCACAUCAGAUUGUGCUGAAAAGAUCGCAGGAUUUUGCCAAAAAUCGGUGAGUUUUGGGGGAAUUUUUGCUAUAAAAUAUGUCAAAUUUGGUCUCAAAAUAUCCAGAAUUCUCCCAUUUUCUCUGAAAAUUCUAUUUUCAGAACUCUUCUGAGCUUCGAUCAAUUCCAAGAACGUCGAAAAUCCACAACCGAAGGUCGAACUUUGAGCAUCAAAAAAAUAUUCAAAAGUCAAACUUUAUUACCCUCUUCUUCAGGUAAACUAGACUCUAGUUUAAUUAAUCAAUCGAUAUAUUUUUCCAGACGCUUCUCCAACUUCAAAUUCACCAAACACAACGCCAACCAGGUAAUUUUUGAGUUUUCAAAUGAAAAAAAAAGAAAUUACAUAUAUUUUUACAUAAAAACAAAACAUAAACAAGUUUUUUUUCGUCUGAAAAGAGAAGCAAUGAAUUCUCAGAAUCUAAGUAGAUGUUUUUUUUUGUUUUUCAGAUGAAAAACAGAAAAUUUGGUCAGAAAAAGUGCAAAGUUCGUUUCCUUUUUGAGUCAUAAACGAAAUUUGCACUUUUAGGACUUUUUUCGAGGAAGGAAAGAGAAAAGGGGAUUUUUGGAGUGGAAAAAAUUUGAAUUUGAUUUAGGAGAACGGGGUACUGUGGGGUUUUGGCGGGAAAAUUUUUUGAAAUUUAAUAGGAGCCACGAAUUCAACCUAAAAACAGAAUUUUCAUUUGGGAAAUGCAAAUGCGCUCCAUCGAAACCACCCCGAAAAAUUGAAAAUUUCAAAAAAUCUUGUCUAAAAAUCAUCAAAUCAUUAGAAAAUGCAAACGCGCUCCAUCGAAAUCACCCCGGAAAAUGUAAAAAUUCAAAAAAUGAUUGAAAACCUCUCAAAAAUUCAAAAUCCUAAUUAAAUGUGCAAAUGCGCUCCAUCGAAAUCACCCCGGAAAAUGUAACAAUUCAAAAAAAUCUUCAUCAAAUCAUUAGAAAAUGAAAACGCGCUCCAUUGAAAACUCUUCAAAAAUUCAAAUUCCCACUUAAAUGUGCAAACGCGCUCCAUCGAAAUCACCCCGGAAAAUGUGAAAAUUCAAAAAAAAUUCUUGUCUAAAAAUCAUCAAAUCAUUAGAAAAUGCAAACGCGCUCCAUCGAAACCACCCAAAAUCUUUCAAAAAUUCAAAUGUUUUUGCAGAUCCCGCGACAUUUCGCCCGAUUCCAAAGCGGCUCGCGAAAAUCUCACUGAUUUUCUGAUUCGCGAACUUCCCACCUCAAUAGUUCAAGAAAUAACACGACAAGUCAAAUAUGCGGUGAAUAAAAUCAAAGAAUUACGUGUGAAUCCGGAUGAUAUGAGUGAAUUGGUUCAGGGAUUCUAUCAAUAUUUGAAUGAUAAACUGAAUUCUUCCGCGUUUUUUGCGCAGGAAGGUAAGUACGGUUUUUACGUGGAUUUUUUUAAGCCUGACAAAAAAUCUCAAUUUUCUCUUCUUUCAGCCUGUAAAAUCACAAUUCAAGAAGUGAUGGAUGAAGUGGAGAAGUAUAUCUGUACCUGUUGUUAUUCAUAUUUAUUUUGUGCAAGUUCGGAUGAAGAAGUCGCUGAUGUUUCACUUCAAGAUCGAAUUCGAAGUUUGCAUUGGGUUACGGCCGGAUUUUUGGAGACCAAACUAGAUUUCAAGAAACAGGCGGUGAGUAUUUUUUCGCUCCAAGACCUAUGUCCCUUUAAUAAAAUUUUUCCCCUUUAGGUUCGCGAUAAACUCGAUGAAGCUAUCGCUGAGUUAAUCGAAAUCAACGCCAAAAAAUCCACCUCCGAAAAACUCGAGCACCUCGUCAAAUCAUCCAAUCUAAUCUUCCGCGCACUUUCCGAAAGUUCCGCAUCGAAUUCCGCCGAUGAAUUCCUCCCAGUAAUGAUAUUCGCGCUACUUCGCGGAAAUCCACCGCUCAUUCAAUCCAACGUCAAAUUCAUCUCUCGAUUCUCCACACCGAAUCGUGUGAUGUCGGGUGAAACUGCCUAUUUUUUCACGCAUUUAUCGUGUGCACUGCAAUUUGUACAGGAAAUGAAUCAUGAAAGUUUGCGCAUGGAAAAAACGGAAUUUGAAGCGUAUACGAGUGGACAAUUGGCACCGCCACUUUCGGCUAUUAAUUGCGCUUGUAAUCAGGUAAAUUUGCGAUUUUUUGGUGAAAAAUGAGGAUUUUUGGACUGUUUUAAGCUAAAAAUCAUGAAAAUUCGUCUAGAUGGCCUAGAAAACCAAUCAUCUGGAUUUCUAGGCCAUGCUCGAAUUUUUGUGGAAAAUUAUCAAUUUUUUGAUGAAAAUUGGGAUUUUCACGAUGAAAACUCGACCGAAAAUUGGCUAGAAAAACUGGAUGGCCUAGAAAACCAAUCAUCUGGAUUUCUAGGCCAUGCUCAAAUUUUCAUUGAAAAUUAUCAAUUUUUUUAUGAAAAUUGGGAUUUUCACUAUGAAAAUUUGACCAAAAAUGGUUCAGAAAACCUGGAUGGCCUAGAAAACCAAUCAUCUGAAUUUCUAGGCCAUGCUCGAAUUUUCCUUGAAAAUUAUCAAUUUUUUGAUGAAAAUUGGGAUUUUUCCACUGGAAGUUUGACCAAAAAUGGUUUAGAAAACCUGGAUGGCCUAGAAAACCAAUAAUCUGGAUCAGGCCUGUGCCGGAAAUUUUCCGAAUUUUCCGGAUUUCCGGAUUUUCCGGUUUUUUCACGGAAAAAUUAAUUUUUCGGUUUUCCGGAAAAUUUGGUCGGAAAUUCCGGAAAAUGAUUUUUAAUAGCAAUAUCUUCAAUAUUGCCUAAAUUUCGAGAAAUUUUCUCAGUUUGUGAUACAAAAAAAAGAUUUUUGAAAAUUUUUUUCCAAUUUUUCUGAAUUUUACGACUUUUUGAACGUGAAAAGUCCUGAAAUAGAAGAAUUGUAUCUAAAAAUACAAUUUAGGGCCAACAUAGUGCUGAAAUUUCAAAUUUUCAGACUUUGAAAAAUUUUCCGAAUUUUCCGGAUUUUCCGGUUCAACAAAUCCGGAAAUUUUCCGACUUUCCGUUUUCCGGGUUUCGAUUUUCCGGCACAGGCCUGAUCUGGAUUUCUAGGCCAUGCUCGAAUUUUCGGUGAAAAUUAUCGAAUUUUUUGAUGAAAAUUGGGAUUUUUCCACUGGAAGUUUGACCAAAAAUGGUUUAGAAAACCUGGAUGGCCUAGAAAACCAAUCAUCUGGAUUUCUAGGCCAUGCUCAAAUUUUCAUUGAAAAUUAUCAAUUUUUUUAUGAAAAUUGGGAUUUUCACUAUGAAAAUUUGACCAAAAAUGGUUCAGAAAACCUGGAUGGCCUAGAAAACCAAUCAUCUGAAUUUCUAGGCCAUGCUCGAAUUUUCCUUGAAAAUUAUCAAUUUUUUGAUGAAAAUUGGGAUUUUUCCACUGGAAGUUUGACCAAAAAUGGUUUAGAAAACCUGGAUGGCCUAGAAAACCAAUCAUGUGGAUUUCUAGGCCCUGCUCAAUUUUUCCUUGAAAAUUAUUAAUUUUAUGAUGAAAAAAUGAGGAUUUUUGGACUGUUUUAAGCUAAAAAUCAUGAAAAUUCGUCUAGAUGGCCUAGAAAACCAAUCAUCUGGUUUUCUAGGCCAUGCUCAAAUUUUCCUUGAAAAUUAUCGAUUUUUCAUCAAUUUUUCAACAUUUUUUCACCAUUUUCAUCAAAAAUUUCACGAUUUUCAGGCAAUUUUCACCAUCGAAGGAGCUUUGGACUCGGUAACCGCUCUGAAAAACGAACAAACCUCGUUGCUCUCCAAAAUUCAGCAACUGGAAAGACGCGUCGAGACGUAAGCACCUAAUUUAGGCCUCAAAAGAUCCAUAAAAAAUUUUACAGGGAGGUCGCCAGUCUAACCACCGAUUUCUCCACAAAAAUGUCAAUUUUGCCCAGCAAAAAAUAUCUGGAUUUACGAGCCGAGAUUUUGCGCGAAGAGCAAAUGACACAGGAUUUGAUCGCCUCGUUUUCGAGACAAUCUUCGGAUUCUGGGAUUUCUUCUGGAACUCUGGAAAAUCGCGCAGAAUAG
Molecule: messenger RNA, 4138 nt
Organism: Caenorhabditis angaria
Lineage: Eukaryota; Metazoa; Nematoda; Chromadorea; Rhabditida; Rhabditidae
Source: the annotation of a GenBank genome assembly